Messenger RNA from Dacryopinax primogenitus, 2784 nucleotides. RefSeq lists its product as uncharacterized. The transcript has 6 exons. Bases 1 to 2145 code for a protein of 714 amino acids. Gene Ontology annotation, biological process: negative regulation of apoptotic process. Gene Ontology annotation, molecular function: RNA binding. Gene Ontology annotation, cellular component: nucleus. NCBI's taxonomy places the organism in Eukaryota, Fungi, Basidiomycota, Dacrymycetes, Dacrymycetales, Dacrymycetaceae. The record is from RefSeq and is a predicted model, not a curated record.
AUGUCGUACUAUCGUGGGCCACCACCCCAGCAGCGAGGACGAUAUAAUUAUGUAUCAGGAUCGUACCCCAACGGAAACGCACAACAACAAGGUGGUCAACAGCGGAGGGAUGAUCGCAACUUUAGAGGAGAACGAGUCCAGCCAGCAUACUCUCAACCUCAACAGUAUGCUCAAAGACAACCACAAAGCUACACAAGACCUAUUCCAUCGGGAACGAAAUCACCUAGAACCGAAGCGAAGGACAUCUUAGACGAUGUGAGGUCCUCACAAGAACAAAGGGCACGAGCAUUCAAGACAUUGAUGGAUAGUGCACGGGAUGCACCUCAUAGCACCCGCUCUGUCUCCUCUCUCACGUCGGCCUUUGCUCUCUUCGCGUCCGAACAGCAGGAAGAGGUCAUAGACUUCGUGUAUGAUCUCUGUGAGGAUCCCAACUCUGCUGUUCGCAUCCAAGGCUACCAUACGAUUGUUGAGUUGAGCAAAGCGGUACCCAGCUGGACGCGUCGCAAUGCGGAUGUACUCGUGCAACUACUUCAGAGCGAUUCCUCCACCGAACUUCGCGUCAUUCGCGAAGCCCUGAUAUCUCAUAUUCAAACUGAUCCGGUUGCGGCAUUUGAAGUCAUUACUGAACAUCUGACACGGGCGGGUGAAGCGGAAGAUGAGUCUGGCGAGGCAUCGAUGGGCAGCCUAAAGCGAUUGGUCCUAGAGUUCCUCACGACUCCCGAUGUGACCAAGACACGACAUGACAAGCUCACUUCGGGGAGUUCGGCGGAAGCUUCAUUUAAUCGAGGUGUUUCUGAGGCACUCCUUCAUUCGUCCCGACGUGACGCCAAACAGCUUCUUUCCCUUCUUCAAUCGCUGCCGUCCUGGACCUCUCAAAAGCAACCCAAUCCCUUUAGAACUCAAUCUAUCACCUCCUUACUUGAACGUGCAAUAACGCUGUCACAGAGAGGUGGAGCCUUUGGAGAUGACGAGUCGCUCGCUCUGUAUACUCUAGCCCAAGAGGCGACGGAAGGUGGCAAUGGCGAUCCGCGGGCAUUCGUACGAUUUUGGGCUCGUAUGUCGUGGAAGGACUGGAAUGUUGCCGAACACUACGAAUAUGGGCGGAGCGUAACCCUGCAACGCUGGCUCAAAGCUUCGAUUACUGUUUGGAAAGACCUUCGCAGAGAAGAUAAGGCCGACGUCCCCGCAUUCGAUGAAAAAAUCCUCGCAAGAGAUGUGGCGGCUGUCACGAUAGAUUUGCUUAAUUCAGCGGCAGCGACAUUUGAGAAGGCAGGUGCUGCGAAUCAAGAGAACAUGUGGGCGUUCGUGGACGUUGCCUUAGCCAACAUUUUCCGGCUCUGUGAAACACAUAUGGACCUUCAGCCUGUCCGUGAUGCCUUCGGGGCUGGGCCCAUCAGCAAGAUGCUGCACUUUGCGUAUGAAACCAAGAAUAUGCGAGGGUCGGGACUCAGCGCGGAAAGCAUGCGUCUGCUCAUAUCGAUCGUUUCCAAGUCCGGUCGCGUCUAUUCCGAACUAGAAAUUCGUGCUCCUUACGCUGAAGAUCGACAGACCUCGUCCCGAGUAUCCAACGUUUCGCCUUCGCCUGGCGUUAAGCGCAAGGCUGAAGGUCAUCAGAUGGAUGAUCCACUCGCCGCGAGACCACCCGUGAAGAUCGACCGCGAUCGACCAAGCAAGGACAAGCUGGAUGGAGGAAAAGAUGCUUUGAGUAUGAUCAGAAGCACCCUCAUAGCUGCAGAAGCUAGUCCUCUUCCCCACCGCGACCGUGGGGGUGCUCGUACUGCUACACCAGAUCUCCUUACCUCCUCUCGACUUGACUCUUCAUCUGAAAAUCGACCAUUGAAGCGACCCAAAUUGUCAACGGAGGGCACAGAUUCGAACUCUACCCGCAGUGCAAGCUUAUUUGAGCGAAUCCACGGUGUAAAGCCACAGAGCGGUAUGUUGGACACCAAUGACGGCCAGCCGUCUGCAGUACCUCCACAGUCUCGCAGCCUUGCCGAGCGCCUCGGAGUCGACCUCAAGCGUGCAUCUACCCGAACGACCAAUGCGGAUGACAACUUUACCAUUCGUGGUGCUGCCAGUCUCGCGUCGAGGCUGUCUAGGCCUGCAACUUCCGCCAGUCUGUUGGACAGGAUUGGAGGGAAGUAGUGCCCAUUGUACAUGGUCAAAGGUUGAGGAGUGUGAAGAAGAAUAGCAUCUGUAUCGGCGUCAGCCAUGUAUCCCUUGUUGACAAAACCCGGGAACACCGAGUCUUCGGCUCCCUUACUCCCGAGAAUAUCACGCCUUGCAAUAUAUCUGAGGACAACACCCGGUGCCUCGAAGAUGCAGCAUCCAGCAGGCUGUCUGUAUUUGCGGACCGCUCUUCCCGGUGACCUAUCGACGUAUCAAUCGACAGACAUGUGACCCUUGGUAUCAUGCCUGAGCGUCACCCCUUCUCCAUACACUGACUGCAACUGGUUUGGAGAUCACCGUCUCGCGGCAGCGCUUGGCACCAAUUCGGGCCCAUGGCACCCAUGCUUAGAAUUCCCUGCAGCGCAAAGCCUAAUAUCACAAGUGAUGCUAAUGAUGCGCUCGUCAUCACCGACGCCCCGCAUGUGCUUGCAAUUCCCGACUCAGCAAACGAGUCAAGGGGGUGAAGACUACUCGUGGUGAUCUACUGCGCCAAUCGCCAUCGCAGUCCGGUGAUGACCCUUCAAAAAGUCUCAGAUGCUAAUCCGUGCAUUUUUCCAGCCACCGGCAUGCACCCGUCUUCGGCACUGGCAGUGGAAUGUUCUGCUCGAAACUGCA